Saccoglossus kowalevskii is the source of this 1191-nucleotide messenger RNA. Its product is annotated as galactosylceramide sulfotransferase-like. Gene Ontology annotation, biological process: glycolipid biosynthetic process. Gene Ontology annotation, molecular function: galactosylceramide sulfotransferase activity. Lineage: Eukaryota; Metazoa; Hemichordata; Enteropneusta; Harrimaniidae. Gene Ontology annotation, cellular component: membrane. The record is from RefSeq and is a predicted model, not a curated record.
AUGGAGAGGUUUCUGAAGUUAUUGAUCCUGAUUCAAUUUGCACUUUGUCCACUGUUGGUGUAUAGAGGAAUGAACUACAAGAAGUCGAUUCCAGAAUUAACCAAUGAACAAGUCUAUUCAAAUGAAGGCGAUUUGAUUUCAUUAAAUAAUCAAGAUUAUAAAGACUCAUUCGAAGAAAUGAUCAACUACUAUCAAACAAAUAUCAAACCGACUCACCGACGACGUGUAUUCUCCAGAAAACCAAACACUUGUGAACCUUACAAAUACUUCAUAUUUCGUAAAACUUCCAAAACAGGUAGUAGCACUGUAUCAUCGAUAUUCUUCAGAUAUGGCUUGUACAAUGACCUCAAAGUUGCGCUUCCAAAUCCCAUGAGCAGCAUGAUGAUAGGCAUUGCAAAUUCCACAGUGCGAGUUCACCGUACUUGCAAUGAUCCAUCGACUGAAUUCAAUUUUAUGGCGAAUCAUAUAUUUCGGUACGACUACAACGUGCUUAAGAACUUUAUACCAAGAGCUAAGUUCAUAACCAUUAUCCGUUCACCAAUUGAUUCAUUCGAGUCUAAAUUUUAUUUCAUGAACUAUGAUAAAAGGUAUAAGUUGGAUAACCAAUCUAAUCCACUUGAAACAUUUCUAUUGGAUAACACUUAUCAGGAAUAUUUAGAUAGCGUGUUAGUAUCUCGAGUGUCAACCUGGUUUAAUGUAACGAAUGGUGUUAGAUUGUUGGAAAUGGAAAAAGAAUUUGAUUUGGUGAUGAUCACAGAAUAUAUGGACGAAUCUCUAGUUCUAUUGAAAAAGAUGAUGUGUUGGACAUUUGACGAUAUAAUAUAUCGUUCGCAAAAAGUAUCCGAGAUACAACGACCACCCAUGACGAAAGAAAUGGGGCAAGUAAUUGGGGAGAGAUUGUCUCUCGAUACGCGAGUAUACGAACAUUUCAACCAGUCACUGUGGCGUAAAAUACAGAAUUAUGAUGGUGAUUUUUAUACAGAUUUAUCAAUAUUUCGUAUGAAACUAUCUGAGAGUGCAGAAAAAUGUAGAACUAUGAAAAACAACAAUGAAUAUUGCCAGUUGCUUGAAGAUGACGUUUCUACACUCCAAAGGAAGAUUGCAUUCAAACAACAUAAAGACUUAUGCGAUAAGAAUCUCACAAAUAAAGAGUGGCAUUCCCGACAACCACUAAAACAACUGAUUAAAUAA